This is a messenger RNA of Drechmeria coniospora, 4161 nucleotides long. RefSeq names its product reverse transcriptase. The record is from RefSeq and is a predicted model, not a curated record. Bases 1 to 4161 code for a protein of 1386 amino acids. Gene Ontology annotation, molecular function: zinc ion binding; catalytic activity; nucleic acid binding. The transcript has 6 exons. Lineage: Eukaryota; Fungi; Ascomycota; Sordariomycetes; Hypocreales; Ophiocordycipitaceae.
AUGCUAACAAAGUUUGACUGGGUCCAAAUAGCAUUCCACAGCCCUUGUCAGCUGAUUCUGGAUUGGUCCAGAUUACCAGUGAGCACGCGGCUGUCGGUACGACAUGCUCCUCACCCAUCACAUGUGAGAGACGUGAUUCGAGAACUUCGGACCCAAAUCAAGGAGUCGAGCGAGAAGGCCCACCGCGGGCACGAGGAAUUUCGGAAGGAAUCGCGACAAGAGCUUCAGAACACUAAGAAAGAGCUUCAGGACACAAAGGGAGAGCUCAGGAAUAUUCGACAACAGCUCGAAGCCCUGAGCACCGCGACAGCCUCGAACCAGAGCAGUCCUCGGGCCUCCUUCGCGGAAGUCGCCCGCACACCGCCAACGAGUCAGCCAACGAACCUGCGUACCCUGUCGAUGCAAACGACACCAUCCUCGUUGAGAGAUACUUUCUACUGCACGAUCGAUACGACACGAGUUGAAGAAGUGAACAAAAACAUAGUACAAGUAGGGCAAAUCCGGCAGGCCAUCGAAAGCGAGAUGAGGGCAAAGGAAGGCCAUGAUGCCUGGAGAUGCGCAGCAGUGGUGAAGGAGUCCCGGAACGCCGAGCAUGUCAAGAUCAUCUGCCGAGACGAAGCCGAACUACAGCGUGUAAAGGAAGCGGCGCAAAAGACUGCAGUUGUUGGGGUGCGAGUCAUGAGGGAUCAGCUCUACCCGGUCAAGGUUGGCAACGCCAACCGCACGGCUGUGUUGGACGGAGAGGGCAACAUUCUACUGGGCGCGGCCGAAGCACUCGGUGUCGAGAAUAACUGUACCAUUGCCAAGAUUUCUUGGUUGAGUAACAGGGAGACAGGCAAAGCGUACGGGUCGAUGGUGGUCUAUGUGACGAAAGGAAGCGAUGCAAAAAGGCUCCUGGACGCCCAUUAUUUUGACCUUGCAGGAGAAUCUGCAAUCACAAAUGUCUUUGAGCCACAUACAGGACCGAUCCAGUGUUUUAACUGCCAAGAGACCGGCCAUAAAGCGUACUCGUGCAAGAAACCACAGCUGUGUGGAAGGCGCGCGGAUGUGGUGCUGACGGGAGACUUCAACCGCCACGACCUACUCUGGGGCGGAGACGAGGUGUCGGCGAGAAGGCAGGGCGAAGGCGAGCCCAUCGUCGAUCUGAUGAACGAGCACGGACUCUGCAGCCUUUUACCGAGGGGUACGAAGACGUGGCAAGGCCAGGACAGGGGGAGCACUAUCGACUUGAUGCUCACAACACCAGAACUGGCGGACGAGAAGGUGGCGUGCGACAUUCAUCCGACCGAACAUGGAUCAGACCACAGAGCGAUUCAGACAACAUUCGGCGUCGAAAUGCCCGAUCGAAAUGUCACGCAACGACUGCUGUUCAAAAAUGCCCCUUGGAUCCUGAUCGGGGCCAGGGUGGAGGAUAAGUCCGGUCGCUCCCUUGGACGGUCGAUAGCACAACCGCCACCAUAUGCGAAACGUUGGUGGACCAAGGACUUGACGCGACUUCGGCGGACGUAUACGUACUGGCGAAACCAGGCGAGGGCGCAGAGGCGAGCUGGCCUAGCCCGGCCAGACUUGGAACGACGAGCCAAAGACGCUGCUAAAGAAUACCACGAUGCCAUACGGGGCCAAAGGAAAGCACAUUGGGAGGAUUUCGUCGCCGAAGAUGUCAACAUCUGGUCGGCGGCCAAAUAUCUCCAGCCCGGCAAGGACAUCAUGGAUGACAAAGUGCCGCCUUUGAAGAAGGGAGAUGGAUCUACGACCGGGGGCAGGGCAGAGCAAGCCGAGGAGCUGUUGGGCACGUUCUUUCCGCCCCUGCCAGCAAGUAUUGACACCGAAGGGGAACGUCCACAGCGGGCCGCGGUGCCCAUGCCAGACUUGACACUGGAAGAGAUUGAAGAAAAAGUGAUGGCGCCGAAGCCGUGGAAAGCACCUGGAGAUGAUGGCCUCCCGGCGAUGGUGUGGAAGCGGCUCUGGUACGUGGUGAAAUUCCGGGUGUGGACUCUCUUUGACUCGUCGCUCCGAGACGGCGUGGUGCCUCACCAAUGGCGAACCGCGAAGAUCAUCCCGUUGAAGAAACCGGACAAAGGGGAUUACGCACUGGCGAAGGCGUGGCGACCGAUAUCUCUACUGUCGACCCUUGGGAAGAUCUUGGAAGCGGUCGUCGCAGAGCGCAUCUCCUACGCAGUGGAGGCCCAUGGGCUCCUGCCUGCAAAUCACUUCGGGGCGAGAAAGCGACGGUCAGCCGACCAGGCCCUCAUGCUUCUGCAAGAACAGGUUUAUAAGGCAUGGCGAACUGGCAAGUUGCUUAGCCUGAUCAGCUUCGACGUGAAAGGCGCGUACAACGGGUCUGAUGACUUGGACGGCCUCGUUCUGCUCCGGGAGAACGGCCUCGGUGGUGGUGAAUGGGCACACGUCCGAGCAACGAGAAUUGCCCCAGGCGGGCCUGCCGCAGGGAUCGCCGUCGUCACAAUGGCGUUUCUGUUCUUCAACGCACAUCUUGUGCAGAGAAGGGUCAAUGCAAAGGGCGGCUCGAUAGCUUUUGUCGACGAUUACUCGGCAUGGGUGAUAGGGCCAACAGCAGAGGCAAACCGGGCAGGCAUAGAGUCAAUCACUGACGAUGCGCUCGAUUGGGAGAGACGCAGCGGCGCGACGUUUGAAGCGGACAAAACGACUGUCAUACACUUCACACUAGUUGCGGAGCGCAACAGUGACACGCCGUUUAUGAUCAAAGGACAAGAGGUCAAACCUAAGAGCAGCGCAAAAGUCCUAGUGAUCAUGGACACAAAACUUCGGUACAAGGAGCACAUGGCCAGAGCCGCCGCCAAGGGACUCACGGCCGCGAUGUGUCUGCGAAGACUCAAGAUGCUCUCUCCGCGGAUGGCGAGACAGCUGUUCGUGGCGACGGUUCCACCGACCAUGGACUAUGCUUCCAAUGUGUGGAUGCAUUCGUGCGGCGUGAGAGAAGCGGCAUGGAUCGACAAAGCUCAGAAGGUCGGAGCACAGGCAGUCACCGGAGCCUUCCGCACUGUUGCGACGGCAGUGGCUGAGGCUGCGGCCGGUGUCCGCCUACGGACGCUCCCGAAAGCGCACCCUCUGGCAGCUUUGAAGGUCAAGGCGGGCAAACGAUUCGUAUCACCAAUGCAGAAGAUUGCCUUGGCACUGAGCGACCGCAUCCAGGUGGUGGGCGAGCCUGAUCAAGUGGAAAUGGGCAAGCCGAACGAUGUGGAGGGCAUCGUCAUCGCUACCUCCAGCUCAUUGAGAAACGGCGCGGUCGGAAUGGGAGGCGUCGUUCGCGACACUACCCUCAACAGCGCAGGAGAGGUGCUGGCCAGCCAUUCGGUCACCCUUGGAUUCAGAGACGAGCAAAACCCAUGCACAGCGGAGCUUGCCGCGAUAGUGAUGGCGCUGAAGUGCAUGCCGGCAGGCUUGCAUCGCCGAGAUUUGACAAUCAUCACGAGCAACCGCUCGGCUUUGCAGGUCAUACGGAGGCCACGGCAGCAAUCCGGCCAGUGCACAGUUCGACAGAUAUACGACCGCAUCGAGCAUCUCCGGAGUAGAAGGUGCGGCGUCACGUUCUUGUGGGUUCCAGCAAGUGACGAGGACUUCGAGCUAGACCCGAUGGCCAAGGCAGCGGCGCAGAGAGCCACGAGGCACGAGUGCGUGGCGGAGAAAGCGCCGUACCAGGCAAGAUCUACAACUCUUCGACUGGCGCUCGCUCAGGAACGGCAGCUUGGGCAAAUCCCGCAAAGGGUGGGAAAGUACUCCAAGCGCAUUGACAAGGCAUUACCGGGCAAACACACCCGAAUGUUGUACGACUCACUCAAGAGAAAGGAGGCGAAUGUGUUAGCGCAGCUCCGUACCGGCAUGACGCGAUUGAACAGUUACCUUCACAAGAUAGGAGUGGUGGAAUCGGAUGCGUGUGGCUGUGGACAAGCAGCAGAGAGUGUAGAGCAUUUUCUUUUCCGAUGUAAGAAGUGGACGACACAGCGGGAAGUCAUGGUUCAGUACUCACGAACAAAUAUGGGCAACUUGUCCUUCUUUCUGGGAGGCAAAACGGCGUCGGACGACGAUAAGUGGAAACUAGACAUGCAGGCCGUAAGUGCGACAGUUCGAUUUGCGAUGGCAACCAAACGGCUGGACGUGGAUCAGCGGGCAGAAACAGACUAA